AUGAUGACAAGAUUGCAAGAAAAGGAGAAAGAGAAAAAGACAGGACAAGGUGUAGAAAUAAGACAAAUGAUACCAAGAAGAGCUUCGGUGGAACUAAAAAAUACAGAUCCUAAUUGGAAGAUUCUGGAGGCGAUUCAAAAAAUAGAGACAAACAUAAGACAAGAAAUUAAAGACUCCAGAGAUGAAUUAAGGGCUGACUUUAAGAAGGAUAUGGAGGAACUGAAAAAUACAAUGACAGAACUAUCGGAGGACAUGAAAGGAAUUAAGAAGAAAGUGACUAAGCUGGAAAUGAAAACAGAGGAAGGCUUGAAAGAAAGAUACAAUGAGAACUUAUAUGAUAAAGUAAUCCCAGUGUUAGCAAACCUGAUAGAAUGCCAACCAGAGUUGCUAGAUCUUGAUGUAGAUAAGAUUUUUAGAAUAAACUCAGCUGCAGCAAAGAACAGAAAUCUUCCACGGGACAUCGUGGUUUAUUUUACACGGGAGAGAGUUAAAGAUAGAAUAAUACAGGAAAGUUACAAAAAGAAAAUCACUGUGGAUGGGAACGAACUUCAAAUUUUCAAGGACAUUCCCGGCGACAUUUUGAGGAGGAGAAGAGAUUACUUCAAUUUAACAAGAGUACUACAAAUAAAGAACAUAAGAUAUAAGUGGGAACCACUUGAAGGAAUUUCCUUCAUGUGGAGACAGAGACACUACAAAAUAGAUACAGUGGAAAAGGCGAAAAUAUUCUAUAAUAGAUGGUUCAAAGAAGAGGAAAAGUUGGAUAAAGAUCUAGAAGUGGAAAGAAGAAGAGAAGAACGGGAGCAGAGUCAAAUGCAAAAGGAGAAAGAAGAGGAAGAAAAGAAAAAGAAGGAAGACAAGGAAGAAGCUGAGAAAGAAGAAGUAGAAGGAGAAGAUUUGCUAGCAGGAGCAACAGGGGGAGCGGAUUUGGAAUGGGAAGAAGAAUUAAGGAUUUCAGGAGAAAGUACAGAAACUACAAUUGAAGAAAGGAAGGAGUGGAAGGAAGUGAAGGAGUAA
Sceloporus undulatus (fence lizard) is the source of this 1014-nucleotide messenger RNA. RefSeq names its product 101 kDa malaria antigen-like. NCBI's taxonomy places the organism in Eukaryota, Metazoa, Chordata, Lepidosauria, Squamata, Phrynosomatidae. The record is from RefSeq and is a predicted model, not a curated record. The transcript has 2 exons. The coding region runs from base 1 to 1014 and encodes 337 amino acids.